AUGCAUAAAGUGAUCAAGCAGGUUUUGCAAAAGUUCAUGCUUGUAUGCAUAUUGGGAGCUUUCGUGCAUGCACAAUAUGCUAUAGACUCAGAAACUGCAGAGGAAGUGCAGAUGAAGGGAGAGGAAAGCACUUGCGCAAAGAAAGAAGUUACCCCAGAAGAGACACAGUUCUACAAGAAAAUAAGGGUAAUAACAGACGAAAUAGACGUCAGAAUAGAGGAGAUGAAGGCCACGGACAGCAAGGACCCUGAAAAAGCGAACCUAAUCAGGAAAUUUGUAGAGUUCCUUGAUCAGAACAAUAUGCAGAUCUUGCAUGAUACAUAUCUAAGCCAAGUGUUCCGCUACAGUGGAGAUUUAUAUGAUCUGCUGGAUGUUCCAAGCAUAGCGGAGAGCAUAUCAGAUAAGCUGAAUUCAAGUAUCAUUAUUAAAAGAGCUGUAAAUAUAAGCAUCUAUGACAUGCACGAGAAGGACAUGUGUUUUGAGCUGACACAUCCAAACAUUGUGCAGACGUACUUUUCGUACGAGUCGCAGCCAGAGUCUUACAAAAAAGACAACUGUUCAAUUAUUUGGUUAUUCCAGGAGAAUCUGGAGUUUUCGCUUACCUCUUAUAAAAAUCUAGACACAGUCGAUCGUCAAGUGAUUCGAACUCUGCACAGAACCAUUAUUAAAGAUGUGGCAGAAGGGCUUGCCUUUAUGCACAGCAAGAGGAUUGUUCAUCUUGACUUGAAGACUAUGAAUAUUAUAGGCACGUACUCAAAGAAAAACAAGAGGAUAAUAUUUAAGAUAAUAGACCUAGGGUUUGCGCGGAAGUUAGAAGAAGGCGUUGAGUCUGUGCACUUGCAGGACAGAGCAUUUGGGACAUACGGCUAUAUGCCUCCCGAGAUAUAUUACAGAUCUGUGCAUGGAUACGCUGCAGACAUAUGGUGUCUGGGUAUUUUUGCAUCAGAUGUGGGCGUAAUAGCACAAGGGGAUGGUGACUGGAUCAAAGAAUUUAACAUUUCCAAGAAUAUGCCAGGGAAAUACAAGAAAGAGAUACUGAGUGGUUAUGAGUGCUAUAUAAAAUUCCUUGCAGGGGAGUUUAAAGUAAUUAUUAGCCCAGAGACCCCUUUGAUCCUGGCAGACUUUAUUCAUAAAUGUGUCAAUAGAGCAGAUGAAGAGAGGGCCUCAAUAAGCGAAAUAUUGAAACAUCCAUAUUUAUCUGCGAUUUGCAUAUCAGAUAUUCCAGAGGCAGGAGCAAAUAUUGAAACAUACUCAAUGUAG
Molecule: messenger RNA, 1260 nt
Organism: Nematocida ausubeli
Lineage: Eukaryota; Fungi; Microsporidia
Exons: 1
Coding region: 1-1260 (419 amino acids)
Biological process (GO): protein phosphorylation
Cellular component (GO): cytoplasm
Molecular function (GO): protein serine/threonine kinase activity; ATP binding
Source: RefSeq, a predicted model, not a curated record